Messenger RNA from Penicillium canariense, 2421 nucleotides. RefSeq names its product isochorismatase family protein family. The record is from RefSeq and is a predicted model, not a curated record. The transcript has a single exon. Gene Ontology annotation, biological process: DNA repair; DNA alkylation repair. Gene Ontology annotation, molecular function: dioxygenase activity. Gene Ontology annotation, cellular component: nucleus. Bases 1 to 2421 code for a protein of 806 amino acids. Lineage: Eukaryota; Fungi; Ascomycota; Eurotiomycetes; Eurotiales; Aspergillaceae.
AUGAGCUUCUUCGCAUUCGGUGAUCUGCCCACGAUCAAGACCCGCAAGGCCCUGCUGCUGCUGGAUUUCCAAAAUGACUUUGUCCGCCCGUCUGGCGCUCUGCCCGUUCCCAAUACAUCGGACAUCCUUGAGAUCUUACCCCCACUUGCAGCGGCAUUUCGUCGCUCCGGUGAUGUAAUCUGGGUGCGUUCGCAGUAUGAAUCUCCGCAGCCUAUGGAAGACUGGAACUUUGGGUCCCGCAUCGUCUUGGAAAAUGAGCCACCAAAGCCACUGCCUAUGCCCACGACAGAUGUGAUUGAAGUAUCGUCAGAUCGUGAUUCCCCAGAGCCUGUGGAUGCCGAAGCUUUUCUCUCCGGCAAAGCAGCAAUUUGCUGCUCGGUGCAGUCAACCGGGUUUCAGUUUCCCGCACCUAUCCUCGCUGCCAUCGACCUCGACCGUGACACCGUGCUAGACAAGACGGGGUACUCAGCUUUGGAGUCGGAUGGUCUGAUUCUGUCAUUUCGCACACGGUUUGUGACCGAGCUGUAUCUGUGUGGCUCUCUGUCGAAUAUCUCUGUGUAUGCCACCGCGCUAGAUGCCGUGCGCAACGGCUUCUCCGUGACACUGAUCGAGGACUGCUUGGGCUACCGCGACUUUCAGCGUCACCAAGAAGCUAUGCGCCGCAUGGCGGAUAUCCUAGGAGCAACGGGACUCACCGCGCAGGAGCUGAACCAGGAACUGGAGUGGCAGGAGACGGAUGAGAUCGCCCGAGAAACCAACGCGCAGCCACCCAAGCCUUCCAUCACCCCAGGCGCUCCCGUGGGUAUUGAGGAUUUCAUGGACAGUUUGGGUGUGCUACCCGAGGAACCGGAAAACCCAGAUGAAGAUGGCUUCAAUUUGACAAAACUGGCCUCGCAGACGCGGGCACAGAGGGUUGCGGCGGCCGCCACCCGGCCCCCUGUGGAAGCAAAGAAGCAAGUUCGUGCACGAGUGCGUCGCCCGAAGCGUCGUGAACGCACACCCGAGGUGGGGACUGGGAACCGACCGAACAAGGAGACACCGGACGGCGCCCUGGGCGAAGGCGAUUCCCGCAUGAUCCCAGAAAUCGAUCUGCCUGCAGACGCCUUCGAGCGUAUUCGCGCCGAGGUAUCCUGGCAGAAGAUGUACCAUCUGUCCGGCCAGGUCCCUCGACUGGUCGCAGUGCAAGGUCAUAUCCAGCCAGAUGGCUCUAUUCCAAUCUAUCGACACCCCGCGGAUGAGUCCCCACCGUUGAAGCCAUUCACGCCCGCCGUAGAUGAAGCGCGUAUCCUGGUCGAGCGCAUUCUCGGCCACCCUUUGAACCAUGUACUCAUUCAGCUGUAUCGGAAUGGACAGGAUUCUAUUUCUGAGCAUUCGGACAAGACCCUCGACAUUGUUCGAGGCUCCUUCAUUUGCAACGUCAGCUUGGGCGCUCAGCGUGUUAUGACUCUUCGCACCAAAAUCUCUACCUCUGAGUCGAAUGAAGGGACAGAACCAGGUCGUUCCAAGCAACAAGUUCCGCUGCCCCAUGGCUCUCUCUUCAUCCUCGGCGAGAAGACCAAUAUGCGCUGGCUUCAUGGUAUCCGGCCCGACAAACGCGCGGAGUCCACCAAAUCUCCCGAAGAGCAAGCUUUUGGUGGCGAGCGCAUCUCUCUUACGUUUCGACACAUUGGGACCUAUCUCAACCAGACCACAAAUACGAUCUGGGGCCAAGGAGCCAUCAGCAAAGCCCAGGAUAUGGCCCGACCUGUCGUCCACGGGGAGCCUGCAGAAACUGAACGGCUGAUCCGUGCAUUCGGGCAAGAAAAUCGGACCUCCGAGUUCGACUGGAAUGCUUUCUAUGGUGUUGGAUUUGAUGUGGUCAACUUUGUCACUGCGUCCAUCGCCCACUUGACGCUUAGUGGAGAUCUCGUUGCGGACCUGCGAGUGCAGAUAGGCCUGGGAGAAAAUGCUCUCCGCUACGAGAUUGUCGACGGCUCUGGAACACACACUCAGGAGGGCAAUUCCAACCAACGGCCACUGUACGUUGACCCGGAUGGACGGGCUGUUGCCGGUGAUGUGGCCAUUUUGAGACAUUUGGCUGAGCGACCCCCCGAGGCGAUACGGCCGGGCGCGGAAGCUUUACCAGGUGGCAAUGAGCUUCAAUGGAUUGAAGGGUUUUUGGGGCGCUGGCGCGAACAUUAUACUAACAACCCUGGUUAUCCCUUCGAAACCAACCUCGAGGAUUGCGAACAUGCAUUGGAAGGGAAACAUUACCUGGGAGGGUCAGCGUUCAGCAUCGAUGAUUGCUCAUUAUGGCCAGUCUUGCGGGAGAUGGUACUGACCCAGGGACCCUUUGAUGCUCGGUUCGUGAAUCUCCACCAGUACUAUAAUCGUGUCGAGAAACGGGGUAUUGUGAGGGCUAUCCUAGAGCGCUUUCAUUGA